This is a messenger RNA of Pochonia chlamydosporia 170, 1593 nucleotides long. RefSeq lists its product as hypothetical. The transcript has 2 exons. The record is from RefSeq and is a predicted model, not a curated record. Bases 1 to 1593 code for a protein of 530 amino acids. NCBI's taxonomy places the organism in Eukaryota, Fungi, Ascomycota, Sordariomycetes, Hypocreales, Clavicipitaceae.
AUGGCUUCUACUGCAAUGAAGUGGGCUCAAUGGGAGCCUACCAUCCGUGACAUGGUAGCAGCUAUCAGAUCCAGAGCUCACAGCCGGGAGAGCCAGCAUCCCUUGAUAGGCACCAUUCGAGGACCGUUCGCGGCAGGCAAAACCAUGGUAAUUCCGCCUUGGGUCUACAACAAUCUAAAGGACAGCCGUAUAGACGCCAAAGUGGUGCAUGUUUCGACGCAACUAGAGACCGCCGUGCUCAUCAAAGGCGAGGGUAAAGAAGGAGAUUCUCUGUCUGGGACAAUUCCCAUCAAGAGAGAAUCAUAUGGUGAAUUCCUCAACACUCUGCGCGCAGGCUUGACGAAUGUGAGGACCGACACACCUCCCGGCCAUCGACAAUCAACAUGGCUGAAUCCUCAGGUGUUGCCGCCGAACAUUGUCAUUUUUGUAGAAGAAGACUCGUCCCUUUCUGCCCAGUUUUGCUUGCUGCUGGUUGAGCUUAUCGGCUGGGCAGAUACGCUCACUCAAUCCCAUGGAAGAUCAAUUUCUGUGUCAAUCUUCGUCAUCGGGCAGCAGUUCGUACUACAAGGUGUCAAGAUUCCUCGAAAAUGUGGCCAAGUCCAUGGGCGCAGAGUACUUCAACCCGAUGCAGCCCUUGGUUCGUCCCGAAUGGCAACGCAUCUACAGGACCUGGGAGAAACCCCCCACCGCAUUGCGGUUAUUUGCUUUCCGCCCUGGUCCCGGGUUAUUGGUCUUGAGGAUAUUUGCACGACACGGUAUCAAGUGGACGAAUUGACUCACUCCGAGGAUCUGGCCGUGUUCAAUGCAGUUGAUGGACCAAGCGGUCCACCUACACUGCAGUUAAUCUGCCUCCCCUACGAAUUCCGAGCACCCGUGCAGAUUGGCGGGUUUGACCGCGCCUUUAUUCUGGUCAGUCCUCAUGUCCAGCAGACAAUUCUAGAUGGCCGUACGGGACAUCUUGCCGACGGCUCAUUCCAUAUCUUUCCGGAACAAGAGAUGGAGCAAGCAAGCUGGGCCAAUCGGUUUACCUGCCCGUCGUCGUCUGUAACGGUCUUCAGAGACAGAACAAGGCCGUGGAAUGCUCGCGACGCGGAGAGAAGAGUUCUGGUGGGCGAUGGACAGCUCGCCGGCUUCUUAGCUGCUCUGUCCAACUUAGACUUUCGCUCCUCUCCCGCCGGGAAGUAUGCAAUGGAUGUAUUCAUAGUUGACCGCACGACCCGGAGAGACCGCUUGCGACAGCUCAAUCAGAUGGGAAUAUGUCGUGUGUCGGAUAAGCUCGAGUUUUGUUCCGACUAUGGGCUUUCUGGCACGACAAGAAGCGCUUUUUACGACCUGCUGCCCAUGUUUGACUACGACCCGCGCCUGGCGCUCUUUGUAGCCCUCCCGUGCAGCGAUCUUGCGGUGAUCAACGUCAAGAUUCAACUGGCCGCGAUGAUCAAAAUUGGCGUGCGCAAACUGAUCCAACUUCGGAUGCCUGCCGACAUAGACCACAAGCAGUUCCACGCAAAUCUCGUCCGGCGUUACUGCAGUGGAUAUACGGCCCGCCAUGCUUCACUUGGUUCACUGUGGGCUUUGCUCGCCAUUUGGAAAUAG